AUGACUGAAGAUUUCCGUGCAGUAGCAAUUGUUGGAAUGGGGCCUGAACCACCUGAAGAUGAAGACAAAGAUAAGGAAAAUUUGUUUCUUAAACGAGAAUAUAUUAGAAAUGCUGCAGGAGCAGGAGCCCGAGCUUUACAGGAAAGAGGAAUUGAUGAGAUCUAUGUCGAUCACAUGUUGGAUGGCGAGGCUGCAGCAGAAGGUGCAACUCUGGGCGUUUGGCUUGAACAACAAUUUAAAAAUUACGAAGAUCAGUUAACUGAGUCUAAAGUUUUCUUAUAUGAAAAGGGUGAUGAAGGGAAACACAAGGAAAUGUGGGAAAUAGGUUUCGAAAAAGCCAAAGCUCAAAAUUUAUCAAGAUAUUUAACUGCUCUUCUUCCUGCUAACAUCAUGACACCUACGAUAUUUGGUCACCAUUGUGCUGAAGAAUUAUGUCCUUGUGGUGUAACAGUUGAAGUACACGAUCACAACUGGAUAAAAUCCAAAGGUAUGGAAGCAUUUUUAACUGUAGCUCAAGGAUCAUGUGAGCCACCCGUACUUGUAGAAUUAAAAUACACUGGAGGAGGGAGUGAUGAUCCAGUAGUCAUGGAGCAGAUCCAAAGUAGCCUGGUGGAGCUCUGA
This is a messenger RNA of Homalodisca vitripennis (glassy-winged sharpshooter), 621 nucleotides long. Its product is annotated as cytosol aminopeptidase-like. The record is from RefSeq and is a predicted model, not a curated record. NCBI's taxonomy places the organism in Eukaryota, Metazoa, Arthropoda, Insecta, Hemiptera, Cicadellidae. Bases 1 to 621 code for a protein of 206 amino acids. Gene Ontology annotation, cellular component: cytoplasm. Gene Ontology annotation, molecular function: manganese ion binding; metalloaminopeptidase activity. Gene Ontology annotation, biological process: proteolysis. The transcript has 2 exons.